Molecule: messenger RNA, 975 nt
Organism: Colletotrichum graminicola M1.001
Lineage: Eukaryota; Fungi; Ascomycota; Sordariomycetes; Glomerellales; Glomerellaceae
Exons: 3
Coding region: 1-975 (324 amino acids)
Cellular component (GO): extracellular region
Source: RefSeq, a predicted model, not a curated record
AUGCAGCUCACCAAGACUCUCCUCUUCGCUCUCAUCGGCACGGCCUUCGCGGCUCCCACUGAGAAGCGACAAGCGUCCGUCAUCCAGUCUGCCGUCACCUCAGUCCAGGACGCCAUCACCAAGCUCGACACCGCCGUCAAGGGCGUCGGCGACGACAUCUCUACCGCGCAACCUGUCCUGGCCGCCGCCACCGACCUCCAGAAUGUCAUCACCAAGGCCGGGUCAGAUAUCGGGGCCUCCCAGCCCUUGCAGCUCCAGGAGGCUCUUGGCCUCCAGAACCUCGCCAGCCAGCUCCAGACCACGACCGGCACCCUGAUCGACGAUCUCAUCUCCAAGAAGGCCAACUUUGACAAGCUCGGCGUCUCCAAGGUCGUCCUCCAGAACCUCCAGCAACAGAAGUCCACCGUUCAGUCCCUCGGCACCUCUCUCAUCUCCAAGGUUCCCGCCAUCGGCCAGGGCAUCGCUCAGCAGGCCAUUGAUGGCGUCGGCGCCACCAUCGAUAAGGGAAUUCAAGCCUACUCGGGUUCCGCCGCUGCCGCCGCCGUCGACAGUGCUCCAGUAGCGGCUGAACCCGGCGAUAGUACCGCCGCUUCUCCAGCUGCUGCUCCCGCUACGCCCGAGUCGCCGGCCUCUGCCCCCAAGACCCCCGUCACUGCUCAGGAGGCUACCGAUGCUACCCCAGCCGGGGGCAUCGGGAGUUUGCUAGGGGGUCUUGGCGGCGCAGGCGGCGCAGGUGGACUUAGUCUUCUCGGAGGUCUCACGGGAGGUGCAGCUGGUGGUGCUGGCGGCACUGGCGGCGCUGGCGGCGCCGGAGGGCUCGGUGCUCUUCUCGGCCUUCUCGGCGGCGCUGGCGCUGGCGGCGGUGCGAAGGGUGGCGGUGCGGGUGGCGCUGGAGGGCUCGGCGCUCUUCUUGGUCUUCUCGGCGGUGGUGCGCCGAAGGGGAAGGUGGCGGAUGUGGCAGAGGCUGGGAAAUAA